Molecule: messenger RNA, 2301 nt
Organism: Python bivittatus (Burmese python)
Lineage: Eukaryota; Metazoa; Chordata; Lepidosauria; Squamata; Pythonidae
Source: RefSeq, a predicted model, not a curated record
AUGCUGAGCAUCUACAAAAUCCCACAGAUCAGCUACGGGGUCAUCAGCCACAUUCCGGAGCAGAAACAUCUUUUUCCUUUCUUCUACCGGAUGAUUCCAAAACAAGAGCCUCCUCACUUGGCCAUUGUCAAGCUGCUCCUGCAUUUCCGAUGGACGUGGAUCGGCCUCUUUGUUCCCGACAAUGAAAAUGGAGAAAACUUCAGAAAUUCUUUUGCGCUUGAAGCCAUAAAGGAAGGGGUUUGUGUUGCCUUCUCAGAAGACAUCCAAUUGUUUGAUAAAGAGACAAAAAUGGGGAAAAGUCUUCAUUUUAUCCACAGUGAAGUAAAAGUUAUUGUAUGUUAUUUGGACUUCCAGGCUGCUCUACUCCUAGCAUUAACAAUACCAGAGUUGGAAUAUGAUCCAAAAGGGUUUGGGGAGAAAGUGUGGAUUGCCACUGCUUUGACAGACAUAGGGGUCAAAUCGUUUUACAAAUAUGUUGAUCUCUAUCAUAAACAUCUUUUGUUAUCCUUGUCAACUCAGGCCAGACAAAGGACACCAUAUGGUCAUUUUCACUUAGAUUCCUUUAGUAUUGAUCAGUUUGUGAAAACAGCAUUUCAGUAUUCCCAUUCAAGCCCUGUGUUAGCCAAAAAGGUUUGGGUAAGACUGACAGAAAAAGAGAACUGGGAAUUUCCACCCCGUGAUAUAGUUGAAAGAAUCCUCUUCGAAGAUGCCGCCAGUAUUUCUACUGCAAUUCAGGCUGUCUCCAUGGCCCUAAAUGCUGCCUAUUCCUCCCAACUGAAUAGGGGGAGGAUGCAGGUUCGAGACCGUCUCGUACCCCAGAUGUUACCACCUGGGCAGCUUCAUCGUUUUCUGAGAAAGUACCAGCUUUAUAAUCUUUCAGGAGAUGAUGUUUAUUUGGAUGAGAAUGGAAUUCCUGUUGCUGAUUUUGAUAUCAUACACUGGGCAGUAUUUCCCAACUGGUCUACUGGUGGAGUAAAAAUUGGAAAGAUUGAAAGUGUGGCCUCUUCAGAAGUCAAGCUGUCCAUCAAUGAGAGUGCCAUCAUAUGGCCAACAUCAUUUCAGCAGGUAGCUGCGUCUGCUGCUUACGCAGCUCACUGUGAAAAGUGUCCAGAUGACCAACAUCCCAAUAAGAAACGAGAUCAAUGUGUCCCCAAAGCUAUAAGCUACUUGUCCUAUCAAGAAAGCUUGGGGGUCAUCCUGGCUCUCUCUGCCUCUUUUUUGUCUCUAACCACUGGCUUUGUUCUGAGAAUCUUCAUUAAAUACCAAGAAACUGCCAUAGUCAAAGCCAACAACCGGGAUCUCACCUACGUUCUCCUGAUCUCUCUCCUGCUUUCUUUCUUGGCCUCCUUUCUGUUUAUUGGUCACCCCCAAAAAGUGACCUGCCUUCUUCGACAAACUGCCUUCAGUGUGGUUUUCUCAGUUGCUGUUUCUUCUUUGCUGGCCAAGACCAUCAUGGUGGUGGUAGCAUUUCUGGCCACAAAGCCAGGCAGCAGGAUGAGGAAAUGGCUGAGGAAAAAUCUGGCCAACUCCAUUGUCUUGUCCUGUUCUGGGGUUCAGGUGGGCAUCUGCAUGAUAUGGCUGGGAAUCUCUCCCCCAUUCCCAGAUUCUGACAUGCAUUCCCAACCAGGACACAUUGUUAUGCAGUGCAAUGAAGGCUCAGUCACCAUGUUCUACAUUGCCCUUGGCUACUUGGGCUUUCUGGCUGCCAUCUGCUUCUUGGUGGCUUUCAUAUCCCGCAAGCUGCCAGGGAGUUUCAAUGAAGCCAAGUGGAUCACCUUUAGCAUGUUGGUUUUCUGCAGCGUGGGCAUCUGCCUUAUAUGGCUGGGAAUCUCUCCCCCAUUCCCAGAUUAUAACCUGCAUUCCCACCCAGGACACAUUGUUUUGCAAUACAAUGAAGGCUCAGUCACCAUGUUCUACAUUGCCCUUGGCUACAUGAGCUUUCUGGCUGCCAUUUGCUUCUUGGUGGCUUUUCUAGCCCACAAACUGCCAGGGAAGUUCAACGAAGCCAAGUUGAUCACCUUCAGCAUGUUGGUUUUCUGCAGCAUUUGGGUCUCCUUUGUCCCCAGUUACCUGAGCACCAAAGAGAAAUCCAUGGUGGCUGUGCAGAUCUUCUCCAUUCUGGCCUCCAUCCUGGGCUUACUGGGCUGCAUCUUUGCCCCCAAAUGUUACAUCAUUAUCCGGAGACCUGACAUGAAUACCAAGGAGCAUCUAAUGAUGAAAAAAAAAGGAAGGCUCCUGAUUUUGACAAUUAUUUUUUUAUCCAAAGUAUUGCUAAGAUCAAAUAAGAUUGCUUGGAACUAA